CGGCAGGCCGCGUUGCCACGGAGACCGGCCGGGGGUGGUGGCCCGCUGGGCUGUCCCCGCCGCCGCCGGCCUGGUGCUGGCUCCGCCUCGCCAUGAGCCUCCCGCAGAAGCCGGCCCUCAAGCCCGGAGCGGCCGCGGCGGGGGGGGCAGCGGCGGGCGGGGCUCCGGCCGGGCCCGGGCCCUCCGCGGGGGGCGGCGGCGCGGGGGCGGGAGCGCCCGGGGGGGGCCCUCCGCCGCCCCUGCCCCUGCCCCCGCCCGGGCCGCUCUCCCCGCUGCCCCCCGGGGGGGGCCCUCCGCCGCCCCCGGGCCCCCCCGCCGCCGCCGCCGCCCCCGGGCCCGCCCCGCCCGCCAGCGCCCCCGCCCGCGCCCUCCAGGCCCCAAUCCCUCGGGGACCAGUGCCGCAGCCCUUGGAGGACCGGAUCUUCACGCCAACCGUCUCCACUGUGUACAGCACGGUGACCCAAGUUGCCCGGCAGCCUGGCCCUCCCGCCCCCUCCCCUUAUUCCACACAUGAGAUAAGCAAAGGGCACCCCUCCCUGGCCGCCACACCACCCGGGCAUGCCUCCUCUCCCGGCCUCACGCAGCAGCCAGGAGGGAGGAGGGACAGAAGCUUCCCGCCCCACCCAAGAGCCAGCAGUCUUUUUGAAGAUCCAAGGGAACUGGUGCAAAGGAUUCUGGGAUGUGGGAUGGCCCCUUACCCUUCUGGACAGAACGCCGCGCCGACCGCACUGGUCUACCCGCAGCCCCCGCAGACCAUGAGCACGCAGCCCCAAGCACGCUCCCCGUUUGCCGCGGGGCCUCGACCUGCCCAUCACCAGGGAGGAUUCAGACCCAUCCAGUUUUUCCAGCGGCCCCAGAUCCAGGCCCCCCGAGCGACGCUCCAGAACAGCAGCCCCUCCAUCCGCCCCGGAGCGCAGACCCCGGCCGCCGUCUACCAGACGAACCAGCACAUCAUGAUGGUCAACCACCUCCCCAUGCCCUACCCCAUGCCCCAGGGACCCCAGUACUGCAUCCCGCAGUAUCGCCACAGCGGCCCCCCGUACGUCGGACCCCCACAGCAGUAUCCCGUUCAGCCGCCGGGGCCGGGCCCUUUUUACCCAGGACCGGGACCCGGAGAGUUCCCCAAUGCCUACGGAGCCCCUUUCUACCCCAGUCAGCCGGUGUACCAGUCGCCCCCCAUCAUAGUGCCUACGCAGCAGCAGCAGCAGCAGCAGCCGCUUCCUCCGGCCAAGCGGGAAAAGAAGACGAUCCGCAUCCGGGACCCCAACCAAGGGGGCCGAGACAUCACGGAGGAGAUCAUGUCCGGCGGUGGGAGCAGGAACCCCACGCCCCCCACCGUCCGGCCCUCGUCCACUCCCACCCCGCCCCAGCAGCAGCAGCAGCAGCAGCAUCUGCCCAGCCAGGCCCCCGAACACAGCCCUGCCACGGCCUAUGGGGCUGCCGAGAACGUGCUCCCCGUGGCCCCCAGUGGCAGCAGCAGCCCCAUUUCAGCAACUAGUGACUUGAAGCCAGAAGAGAAGCCGAAAGCAGAGCCAGUAUUAAAGCCGCCUUCCCCUGCUGCCCUCAGGCCGGAGCCGAGCGGAGAGAGGAAGGACCCCACGGGCCCCGAGGAGACCCCCCCUGCCGCCUCCGUGGAGACACCGCCUGAGCCUCCUCGCCCAGCCUUGCCCUCCGCGGCCCCUGUGCCGCCCGAGUCGACAGCUACAGAGAAGGGGGAGGACGAAGAAGAGGAGGAUGUGGCCCAGGAUGGGAGCGAACUGGACUCUAUGCAGGAGGAGGUCCCCUCGCUGCCCGUGGCCCCUUCUUGCUUGGAGGUGGUGCCCACUUGCCCCCCAACAAACGAGGCCACCGAGGAUAUACCCAUCGCCCCCUGCGACCUCCCAGUGACUGCUAGUAUUAAUCCAGUGAACGAACUCAAUGGAGUAAGCGAAGGGGCCGCUGUCACGGACACGGACCAGCGAGAGGAGGCGGCCGUGGAGCCGGAAGGGCCCGAGCCCUCCACCGCCGAAGGGGUGGCCUCUGCCGCCGCUCCGUCGCCCCCUCCGCCACCCGCGGCCAGUCCGCCCCCCGCUCCGCCCCUGCCGCCCCAGCUCCCACCCCGGGCCCCUGCGGAGGGGCCUCUGGGCGGAGAGGAGGGCCCCCCAAGAACUACCUGUAGCCCAGAGACCCAGGAGAGCCUCCCGGAAGCGGAGGAGGAGGAGGAGGAGGCGGCAGCCGCGGAGGUGGACGGCCGGCCAGAGGAGAAAGAGCAGGAGGAGGAGGAGGAGGAGCAGCCCCAGGGCCUGGACCCAGAGAAGGGCCUCGAAGCGGCCCAGACCGCUGUCCCUGCACCAAAGACGUGGCAGAAACCAAAAGAUCUAGGCCAGGCCGCCGAGGAGGAGCGGGAGGCCGAGCCCGAGCCUCAAGUCGAGGAGGAGCUUCCGGGAGAGAGAAUACUUGAAUCUGAACCCGAGGCGCCCAGCCCCAGGAGAGACUCUGCCUCCGACCUUAAAGUAGCGAAGGCCGUGGAGGAGAACGGCGAGCAGGAAGCGGAGCCCAUCCGGAACGGAGCCGAGAGCGUCUCUGAGGGCGAGGGGGGCGAGGGGAGUUCGGGCGGCACAGAGGGGUCCGGCGAGGCCCCUGCCGGGCAGAGCAAGUCAGAGCAGUGGAAGCCCCUCAACCCCGACGGGAAGAAGCAGUACGGCCGGGAGUUCCUGCUGGACUUCCAGUUCAUGCCGGCCUGCGUCCAGAAGCCGGAAGGGCUGCCCCCGAUCAGCGACGUGGUCCUCGACAAGAUCAAUCAGCCCAAGCUGCCUCUCCGCACGUUGGACCCUCGGAUCCUGGCGAGGGGCCCGGACUUCACCCCGGCCUUUGCCGAUUUCGGAAGGCAGCUCCCAGGCGGGCGAGCAGCAGCCGCCAGCAAAGUGCAGCCCCCGCCCGGCCUGCCCUCGCUCGCUCGCUGCAGCCCCCCGACCUGCCCGCUGCUGGUCUCCCCGCACCCCCAGCUGAGGAACCUCCAGAUCGGGCUGCUGAACGUUGGGCCGAGGCGGUCCCAGCCGGGCCAGAGGCGGGAGCCCAGGAAAAUCAUCACGGUCUGCGUCAAGGAGGACGUCCACCUCAAGAAGGCGGAGAACGCCUGGAAGCCCAGCCUGAAGCGGGAGACCCAAGCCGAGGACCCCGAGAACAUCAAGACCAAGGAGCUGUUCCGGAAGGUCCGCAGCAUCCUUAACAAGCUGACGCCCCAGAUGUUCAACCAGCUGAUGAAGCAGGUGACGGACCUGACGGUGGACACGGAGGAGCGGCUGAAGGGGGUCAUCGACCUGGUGUUUGAGAAGGCCAUUGACGAGCCCAGCUUCUCCGUGGCCUACGCCAACAUGUGCAGAUGCCUUGUCACGCUGAAAGUGCCCAUGGCGGAUAAGCCCGGGAGCACCGUCAACUUCCGGAAGUUGCUCCUGAACCGCUGCCAGAAGGAGUUUGAGAAGGAUAAAGCUGACGACGACGUUUUUGAGAAGAAGCAGAAGGAGCUGGAAGCGGCCACCGCGCCGGAGGAGCGGACCCGGCUCCACGACGAGCUGGAAGACGCCAAGGACAAGGCCCGGCGGCGCUCCAUCGGGAACAUCAAGUUCAUCGGGGAGCUCUUCAAGCUGAAGAUGCUGACGGAGGCCAUCAUGCACGACUGCGUGGUCAAGCUCCUGAAGAACCACGACGAGGAGUCCCUGGAGUGUCUCUGCCGCCUCCUGACCACCAUCGGGAAGGACCUGGACUUCGAGAAGGCCAAACCCCGGAUGGAUCAGUACUUCAACCAAAUGGAGAAGAUCGUGAAGGAGAGGAAAACCUCCUCUCGCAUCCGGUUCAUGCUUCAGGACGUCAUUGAUCUCAGGCAGUGCAACUGGGUUUCGCGGAGGGCGGACCAGGGCCCCAAGACCAUUGAGCAGAUCCACAAGGAGGCCAAGAUCGAGGAGCAGGAGGAGCAGCGGAAGGUCCAGCAACUGAUGACCAAAGACAAGAGGAGGCCGGGUGUCCAGCGGGUCGAGGAGGGCGGCUGGAAUACGGUGCAGGGGACAAAAAACAGCCGUGUGCUGGACCCCACCAAGUUCCUUAAAAUCACCAAGCCCACGAUCGACGAGAAGAUCCAGCUUGUGCCUAAAGCCCAGUUGGGCAGCUGGGGAAAGGGCAGCAGCGGCGGAGCCAAGGCCAGCGAGAUCGAUUCCUUACGACCAAGUGCCACUAGUCUGAACCGAUUCUCUGCACUGCAGCCUCCUGUGUCACCAUCGGUCUCUGCCUCAGCCACAUCCUCCGAGUCGGACGCUCGCAGGACCUUAACCAGCCGUGGGAGCACCGGGCGGGAGAAGAACGACAAGCCGUUGCCCUCGGCCCUCUCCCGCCCCAACACCUUCCUGCGGGUCAGCGGGGGCGGCAGCAAGGAGCAGCUGCUGGACAACCAGGCGCAGGAGGAGCAGCGCAGGGAGAUGCUGGAGGCGGUCAAGCAGUUGACCGGAGGCGCCGUGGAGGGCGGAGGAGGCGGUGCCCGGGCCAGCGCGGCCACAGAGGCCGGGAGGAGCAAGGCGGCCAAGGAGGGCCAAGUUUCCGUAACGGCCAAGCCGGAAGCGUCCACGUCGCCCUUCCUGGAAAAGCCAGCCUUGUCCGAAGAGGAGAUCGAGAGGAAGUGCCGGUCUAUCAUCGAUGAGUUCUUGCACAUUCAUGAUUAUAAGGAAGCGAUGCAGUGCGUGGAGGAGCUGAACCUGCCGGGCACGCUGCCCGUCUUCGUGCAAGUCGGCGUGGAGUCCACCCUGGAGCGGAGCCAGAUCACCCGGGACCACAUGGGCCAGCUGCUGUAUCAGUUGGUGCAGUUGGGGAAGCUGGGCAAGCAGGACUUCUUCAAGGGGUUUGCGGAGACCUUGGAGAUGGCGGACGACAUGGCCAUCGAUAUCCCCCACAUCUGGCUGUACCUGGCGGAAUUGGUGACGCCGAUGCUGAAGGAGGGAGGGAUCUCUAUGAGAGAACUUCUGACAGAAUUUAGCAAACCCUUGCUUCCUGUGGGAAGAGCUGGCAUCUUGCUUUCUGAAAUAUUGCACCUUCUAUGCAAACAAAUGAGCCAUAAGAAAGUGGCAGCCUUGUGGAGGGAGGCUGGCCUCAGCUGGAAAGACUUCUUACCCGAAGAGGAGGAUGUCCACACCUUUCUCACGGAGCAGAAGUUGGACUUCACAGAGACGGACGGUUCCGGCUCUUCAGAAGCACUUUCCAAGAAAGACCUCUCCGACGAAGAGCUGAACAGGCAGCUGGAGAAGCUCAUUGUGGAGGACAAGGCCAACGACGAGCAGAUCUUUGACUGGGUAGAGGCGAAUCUAGACGAGAGCCAGAUGAGUUCACCUACAUUCCUUAGAGCUUUAAUGACAGCGGUUUGUAAAGCGGCUAUUAUAGUGGAUAGUUCUAGCUUGCGUGUGGACACAGCUGUUAUCAAGCAGAGAGUGCCGAUCUUACUGAAGUACCUGGACUCGGACACAGAGAAGGAACUACAAGCACUUUACGCACUACAAGCAUCCAUAGUAAAACUUGACCAGCCUCCUAAUUUGUUGCGGAUGUUUUUUGACUGCCUCUAUGACGAGGAGGUGAUCUCGGAGGACGCCUUCUACAAGUGGGAAAGCAGCAAAGACCCGGCCGAACAGAACGGGAAAGGCGUCGCGCUCAAGUCGGUCACGGCCUUCUUCACGUGGCUAAGAGAAGCCGAGGAGGAGUCGGAGGAUAAUUAACAACCACAAAAAAAAACUGAAUACAAAAAAAAAGAACUUAAGAAAAACAAUUUAAGUAUUUUUUUAAAAAAACCCAGUUUCAUGUCUUCGCCAAUCACAGUGCAGCAAGGCCAAUUCUCGCGCGCAGAAAUACACCCCCCGACAUUUGCACGAUUUGGGGGGGGGGGGGGGGAACCAACCCAAGAGAGAGAGAGAAAGAAAGAAAGAGAGGAGCAAACGCAAAGGCGAUCAUGGAGGACGAGGCGGAAACGGGAAGUUCCCACUUCGAACCAGAGGGCAGGAGCACGAAAACAAAACCCACGGCUGUUAUUUAUUGGAAAAACAAAAUAAUUUUCCAUUUUAAUCUUUUCUUUUUUUCUUACUUUUUUUAAAACAAGGACUCCUACUUUCACCCGUUAGCCACAGAAGCAGUGCAAACUUUUUAAUUUAUUCUUUUAAGAGAGCUGCAAAUGCCAGUGUAAUUUUUUUACAAUUUGCAGUUUCUGUAACAAAAUUGUAUAAUAGACAAAAGCAAAAAAAAAGCAGAGAAAUAAAUUUUCCUCCCGUUCAGAUGCACUUCAUUUUGGUUCAAAGUCAUGCAUUUUCAAAGGGGUUGAGGAACGAGCCAGGAGUCAAGGAGGUGGGCUUCUCUUUCACAAAACAAACCAUCGGCCAUCUGGUCUUUUCUGCCUGCCUCUCAGCUUGCUUCCCAAUCAACAGGAAAAGAAGUGGAAAAUGAAGGGAAAUACAUUUGCGUUUGAGAAAAAACGGCCGUGGACCAGACUUGCUUUGGAAACAACGCAUUCAUCACACACAAAACAAAACGGUGCUGCUGCCCUGGAAGCAGAAGAAAAAUAUGGACGGACGAACGAAAGAAAGAAAGAAAGAAAGAAGAAAAAAGUCCUAGUGAUACUUUCAGAACCUUUAGAGCAAACUUUAAGGCUUGUAAAUACAUAGAACAAAUAUUUAAAAAAAGAAAGAAAUUGACUCGAUACUAUUUCUUUUCACUUUCAAAAAUUAUAAAAAGAACAAAAUAAAGACAAACCUUGCAAGUUUA
Molecule: messenger RNA, 6765 nt
Organism: Anolis carolinensis (green anole)
Lineage: Eukaryota; Metazoa; Chordata; Lepidosauria; Squamata; Anolidae
Gene: eif4g3
Product: eukaryotic translation initiation factor 4 gamma 3
Exons: 37
Coding region: 93-5729 (1878 amino acids)
Cellular component (GO): eukaryotic translation initiation factor 4F complex
Molecular function (GO): mRNA binding; translation initiation factor activity; protein binding
Source: RefSeq, a predicted model, not a curated record